CGGAGUCAGGGAGUCCCGGCGCGUCCCGAGGAGCCGAGGUGGGACCUUCUACCGCGAUGAGUGGGAGGAAGUGCGGGUGCCCGACGAGUCGCGGGCGGCCCUCGUGACGGAGCUCCGACGAAGAAGGACUUCCCUGGAUCCGCUCCGACGCGCCGAAGAGACCAUGCUACCAAGGGAGUACCGCAGCGGUCGCGCCGAGAUGUAAAGAGGUAGGAGACGUUCGAUAACUCGGGACGAACUGGUUGCAGGACGACGCGGCGAGGGCUCGGAGGAGCCCUUAGUCCCCGGGUCCCGGAGGAACCCAAGGACGCCCGGGAAGCCUGGGCCCCACCAUGAAGCAGCGAGUCCUGCUGGCCCUCGUCAACCUGGUCACCUCCUACGUCUCCCUCCUGGUCGCGGCGGGGCCGAGGCAGAGAACCCAGAGCAACAACCACGGGAACAUCUCCGAGCUGCUGGACAACCUUCUUCGGGGAUACGACAACAGCGUCAGGCCCGACUUCGGCGGACCCCCCGCGACCGUCGAGGUCGACAUCAUGGUGCGCAGCAUGGGGCCCAUCUCCGAGGUCGACAUGACCUACUCGAUGGACUGCUACUUCCGGCAGUCCUGGGUGGACCGGAGGCUCGCCUUCCAGGGGGGCAAGGAGACCCUCGCCCUCAGCAUCUCCAUGCUCGCCAGGAUCUGGAAGCCCGACACCUACUUCUACAACGGGAAGCAGAGCUACCUGCACACCAUCACCAGCCCCAACAAGUUCGUCAGGCUCUAUCAGGACGGAAGGGUGCUCUACAGCUCCAGGCUCACCAUCAAGGCAGGAUGUCCGAUGAACCUGGAGGACUUCCCGAUGGACACCCAGCGAUGCCCCCUAAAGUUCGGAAGCUUCGGAUACACGAGCAGGGACGUCGUCUACAAGUGGAACAGUGCCAGACAGGUGGCGAUCGCCGACGACAUGAAGCUCUCGCAGUUCGACCUGGUCGCGAACCCCACGGCGAAUCACUCGGCGCCGUCCUUGUCGCAAGCCGACUACUCGAUGCUGCUGGUGUCCUUCCACCUGCAGAGGCACAUGGGCAACUUCCUCAUCCAGGUGUACGGGCCCUGCGUGCUCCUGGUGGUCCUCUCCUGGGUCUCCUUCUGGCUCAACCGGGAGGCCACCGCCGAUCGCGUCUCCCUCGGGAUUACGACGGUGCUGACCAUGACCUUCCUCGGGCUGGAGGCCAGGACCGACCUCCCCAAGGUUCCUUAUCCCACUGCCCUGGACUUCUUCGUGUUCCUCUCGUUCGCCUUCAUCUUCGCCACCAUCAUCCAGUUCGCGGUGGUCCACUACUUCACCAAGUACGGCUCGGGGGAGUGCUACUUCAGCUCCGACCUGGACACCGACAGCUCCAGCGAGGAAGACCUCCCCCACAGGACGGUCGGACGAUGCUCCUGGAUGCCAGCGGAAAGUCAAGCUCGCAGGAAGUCAUCGGGGGAGUCCUCGACGUCCAGGGCUGGCAGCAGGUCCUCCAGGAUGAACGGCGAGGGCCUCGUCGAGGUGAUUCCUCUUUCCGCCCUCCCGGAACCUCCCAGGACUCGACCCGGGAGCCAGUGGCAACUAUCCUGUGUAUCCUACAGCCCGACUCCUGGAAGAGAUCGGAUGCAGCGGGUCGAGCAGACCCUUAGGACUCACAUGGCGUGUUCGACGACCCCGACGAGACGGCUCUCCGACAGGAGGCAGGAACGCGGACACGACCGCAGACGGAGAAGAGCUCCGAGGUACAAUUCCGUAUCGAAAAUCGACCGGGCCAGCAGGGUCGUCUUCCCCUUGCUCUUCCUGGCCAUCAACCUCUUCUACUGGUACGCCUACCUCUCCAGGAGCGAGAGGAUCAGCUAUCACGCGGCCGACGCGAGUAUCGCGUGAAACGAGAGAUAUCUCCGAGGUUCCCGGUGUCCUCGGGAAUCCGAUAUUCGGACUCGAGCUUUCGGGAGAUCGUCGGUCAUUUUUUUUUUUUUUUUCUCCUGAUCGUUGAUCUUGCAACGAGGACAAGUGGUUGGAACCGAGUGUCGGAUGAGUGUUCAUUUUCGACCAAUUAACGCCCUUAAUUGCUGGCCCUCGAUGUCCAGGACCGAUCGCGCCGCAGACGUAAGUGUAAUAUAAUUAUAAAUACGAGUAUAUAUAUAUUCUAUUGGCGGACGAUAACGUAGCCUGUAAAUAUAAUAGCCGAUAAUUCGUAUCUAGGUUUGCCCGGGGAGUCGUAUCCAUUUUAUUUCAUUUAAUCGCAGAUCCGCGAGGACGUCCUCGUUAACGCCACCGCAACGAUCCUUGGAAAUGUUAUUCUUUCGUAGCUUCCUCUGUAAAAUAUGCGGUUUAGGUAGCGCUCGUUGCUAGUAUUAAGUUUCAGCUCGGCGUUACUGUACAUACGAAAUAAACGUGGCAUCCGAGGGCAUGGAAA
Messenger RNA from Orussus abietinus, 2424 nucleotides. RefSeq names its product gamma-aminobutyric acid receptor alpha-like (gene Grd). The coding region runs from base 333 to 1892 and encodes 519 amino acids. The record is from RefSeq and is a predicted model, not a curated record. Gene Ontology annotation, biological process: monoatomic ion transmembrane transport; signal transduction; chemical synaptic transmission. Lineage: Eukaryota; Metazoa; Arthropoda; Insecta; Hymenoptera; Orussidae. Gene Ontology annotation, cellular component: synapse; neuron projection; membrane. The transcript has 9 exons. Gene Ontology annotation, molecular function: extracellular ligand-gated monoatomic ion channel activity; neurotransmitter receptor activity; GABA-A receptor activity.